UGCAAAUAGUGGGGUGGGUAGGGUGAUGGUCUGAGCAAUGUAUUACCAUUGUAUGAACUAUUACUAGAUCCAGAUAUAUGCAGGGGAAAGUCAGCUUAGAAUUGAAAAAGCUGCUUUGCAUAGCUAUUUUUGUUUAAUGGAUGUCAAAUCCCGAGUGAUAUUUACAAUGUGACUUAACAAAGGCCUUCAAGGGAUUUUCCAGUUCUCACUGUAAGGAUUUUUUCAGAUAAUAGUCCCAUACUUUCCUCCUUUUAUGUGUCCUACCUCAGGAGAGCCCCUAGCCCUCCCCACAGGGAGCUCUGGACAGAGUCCUGCCUGAGGUGUUGUGGUAAAUUCUGUGCUCACUUUUCCAUUGUCGUCUGUCGCCCCCCCUACCUUUGCCCCAGAGUCUUAUCUUGUCCUCUGGGGAGGUAUGUUAAGUGCUCUGCCAGCCUGCCUCUGUGCCUGGCCUGUUUUUUCUCACUGCCAGUACCUCUUGGAUUCCAAUUCCAAACAUGGUAUCCAUCUGGGGUCACCCUUUCUUCCGGUGCCAAGAGAGACGCAUUCCAAAUGGAACACAAGUGUGCCUCCCGUGCUGGGCUCUCCUCAUUCUGUUUGGGGACAACAGAGAGCAGGAUGUGGCCACUUUAUCCCUCACUGCUGAAGUUUUCAGGCCCAUAGUCCUAUCUUUUCCUCGCAGCAAUCUAGGUUUUCUGCUAAAAGCCAAAUGUGAAGCCUGUCCUAAGAAACCCGGAGCCAAGGAAGCUCGCCAAAGCUCUGCGGAGAGGGCCAGAGCCUUGCUGAGGGAGAGAGAGACGAAAAAACAGUUUUUAAAUUCUCCAUGAAGUGUGCUAUGUUCUGCCAUUCAUUCCCGAGGCUACUGGAAACAUUCCUUCCAGGAAAGGUGGAAUUGGUGAUGAGAAGCCGGAGGUGAGAAGACAUCUGGGAGGACAGAUUAAUCCAUUUUCUGAGUUUCCUAUGUGGGGGUAGUCUUAGAGCCCCGCAAGGCUUUGAGACGCCCUGAGAUGAGCGCCAACAGCAGCGCGGGGGGCCAGCUCCUCUGGCAGGGGCCGGUGUGCACCGGCUGGAGGCAGGACCUGGAAGGGGCUCUCUACCACCUGGCCAACUGCUUCCUGCUCCUGGGCUUCAUGGGGGGCAGCGGGGUGUACGGAUGCUUCUACCUCUUUGGCUUCCUGGGCACGGGCUACCUGUGCUGCAUGCUGUGGGGCUGGUUCCACGCCUGCGGCCUGGACGUCGUCCUCUGGAGCUUCCUGACGACAGCGGCCUGCGCGCUCCAGCUGGCACUCCUGGUGUACCGCCUGCGCGGGGACACCCUCCCUGAGGAGUUCCAUCUCCUCUACAAGACACUGUGCCUGCCCCUGCAGGUGCCCCUGCAGACCUACAAGGAGAUUGUCCACUGCUGCGAGGAGCGGGUCUUAACUCUGGCCACUGACCAGACCUAUGCUGUGGAGGGCGAGACCCCCAUCAACCGUCUGUCCCUGCUGCUCUCCGGCCGGGUUCGCGUGAGCCAGGAUGGGCAGUUUCUGCACUACAUCUUUCCUUACCAGUUCAUGGACUCUCCCGAGUGGGAAUCGCUGCAGCCCUCUGAGGAGGGGGUGUUCCAGGUCACUCUGACUGCCGAGACAGCGUGUAGCUAUAUUUCCUGGCCCCGGAAAAGUCUCCACCUUCUUCUGGCCAAAGAGCGAUACAUCUCCCGCCUCUUCUCGGCCCUGCUGGGCUAUGACAUCUCGGAGAAACUCUACGCUCUCAAUGACAAGCUCUUUGCUAAGUUUGGGCUGCGCUUCGACAUCCGUCUCCCCAGCCUCUACCACGUCCUGGGGCCGGCUGCCCCAGAUACAGGGACAGAGUCCGAGAAGGAUGAUGAGGAUGUCCGUGAGCCAGCCACGUCCUCUCCUCGGGCCACGCCCACAUCUGUCCAGCAAACGCCCCCUUGCUCUCCCUCUCCAGCUGCCACCAACCCUCCGGCACCUCCUUCCCGGGCCAGGAUGUCCAGGUCUGACAGCGGCGUCCUGGGUGAGGACUCCACCAGUCUGGUGCUGGAGGAUUUUGAGGAAGUGUCAGGAUCAGAAUCGUUCAUGGAUUAUAGGAGUGAUGGGGAGUACAUGAGGUGAGGGAAGAAUUAACAUGGGCACAGCCACCGGGCUCAGGAUCCUGUCUUCUAGAACUCCUCUCCAAAGCUACUCUCAAGUCAUGUCCAGGGGACAGGCCCCCUUGGCUCCAAUCCACACACCUGAACUUUAAGGAUCAAUGGGCCAUCCUUUUCUGGUCACAUUAAUCUUCACAGGAAGGUCACUUGUAUGCACACCCCUCUUCUCACCCACUGGAAGGCUCACAGGCACGGCCAGAGCAGACACAGAAGAUGCCAGCACUGCAGCCACACCGAGGGCCCUGAGUGACUUUUAGAAAUUCACCUUCACCAGCCUUCCUUCCAGGAGAGGGCAUCCAAAUGUGCAAAAGCACCGACUCCAUCCUUCACUAACUGCAGAAUCUUGGGCAAGUUCCACAGCCUCUCUGAGCCUCUCCUGUAAAGCGGGGACUAGAAAACCCACCUCACAGGGUUGUUGUGAGGAGUCAACGAGUUGAUUGAGGUAAAGCACUGGGUAGUGGGGCGGGUGGUGGUGGGGCACCUGGAAGCACUCAAUAAAUGACUCAUUUCCUCUCCUUGUGUUGUUUCUUUCAACUGAGAGGAUCAAUGAAGUCAGCUGGCCAAGAUGAUUUCA
This is a messenger RNA of Ceratotherium simum simum (southern white rhinoceros), 2720 nucleotides long. The record is from RefSeq and is a predicted model, not a curated record. Lineage: Eukaryota; Metazoa; Chordata; Mammalia; Perissodactyla; Rhinocerotidae.